ACACCUCAUGGGAAAUAAAUAAAUUAAUUAGCCCACUCACCCCCGCGGCAGGGAGAGGAGCCGGCGGCGGCCGCGGGAUUAGAUCCAGCCCGAGCUAGAGACCAGGUAACGUAACCUACCCGCCAGGAGGGAGGAGGAGGAGGAGCAGCAGCGAGGCCGCUGAGGUUGCCCCCGCCGGGGAGGGCUCCGGGGGACGGAGAAGGGGGUGCCGCCGCCGGGGCGCGCCGGCGUGGCCCCCGGCUCGGCUGCGUGAGGGCGGCCGCCCCCCGCGCUGUGCGCGCCGCACUGUCAGUCACACACACACACACACGCACACGCACAAACGAGCCGCCGCCCACGCAGGGAUGGAUGGACAGACGGACGGACGGACGGAUGCCUCGCGGGCGCUGUCUCCCCCCGCCUAGUUGGAGAAGAGACAGAGACCAAAAAUGCCACCAGCAACAGGAGCACCACAGUACCCACCACCAGAUGGAGGCUGGGGAUGGGUUGUGGUCUUUGGGGCUUUUAUCUCCAUUGGAUUUUCCUAUGCAUUCCCCAAAGCCAUCACGGUAUUCUUCAAAGAAAUACAAGAAAUCUUCCACACAUCAUAUAGUGAGAUAGCUUGGAUAUCAUCAAUUAUGUUGGCUGUCAUGUAUGCAGGAGGUCCCAUAAGCAGCAUUUUGGUGAAUAAGUACGGUAGCCGGCCUGUGAUGAUAGCAGGAGGUAUCCUGUGUUCAUUUGGUAUGAUUGCUUCCUCUUUCUGCAAUAGCGUCCUCGAACUUUAUCUAUGUAUUGGUGUCGUUGGAGGUCUGGGUUUAGCAUUCAACUUACAGCCUGCCUUGACCAUGAUUGGCAAGUAUUUCUAUAAAAAGCGUCCCAUUGCUAAUGGAUUGGCCAUGGCUGGAAGUCCGGUGUUUCUGAGCACAUUGGCACCUCUCAAUCAAUUCCUCUUUAAUGCAUUUGGCUGGAAAGGAAGCUUUCUCAUUCUGGGAGGACUUCUUUUGAACUGCUGUGUGGCUGGGUCGCUUAUGAGACCUGUUGGACCAAAAACAGUCCCUCCUGCGAAAAAAGAUGUUGAAAAAGGCACAGGAGAUUCUACCUUGCACAAAAACAACAAGAAAUCUUUUUGGCAAACUAUCAAUAAAUAUCUGGAUCUGUCCCUCUUCAAACACAGAGGGUUUCUGAUCUAUUUGUCAGGAAAUGUCAUUAUGUUUGUCGGUUUUUUCGCUCCAAUAGUAUUCUUGGCUCCUUAUGCUAAGCACAAGGGAAUCGAUGAAUAUUCUGCUGCUUUUUUGCUAUCUAUCUUAGCCUUUGUAGACAUGUUUGCUAGGCCUUCAAUGGGACUCGUAGCAAACUCCAAGUUUAUCCGGCCAAAGAUUCAGUACUUUUUUAGUUUUGCUGUGUUGUACAAUGGUGUCUGUCAUAUCUUGUGCCCUCUGGCAACAAAUUAUACUGGCUUGGUGAUAUAUGCUGUAUUUUUUGGGUUUGCAUUUGGAAUGGUUAGCAGUGUUCUUUUUGAGACAUUGAUGGACCUCGUUGGGGCUGCCAGAUUUUCCAGUGCAGUUGGACUUGUCACCAUCGUGGAAUGUUGCCCUGUGCUCAUAGGCCCUCCUCUAGGAGGUUGGUUAGUGGAUGUUACUGGUGAAUAUCAGUACAUGUAUUUUGUCUGUGGAGUGAUUGUGAUUGUGGCCAGUAUCUGGUUGUUCAUUGGCAAUACCAUUAACUACAGGCUUUUGGCAAAAGAAAAGAAGUUAGAAGAUGAGAAGCAGAAAGCACAGAAGAACGCUGACUCAAAGGAAGCAGAACCAUUAACAAAUAAUGAGAACGAAGAUGCUGCCAGCAGAGCUGAUAAAGCUCUUGAAGAUCCUUCAGAAAGAGAAACCAAUAUUUAAUCUGCAAUAUAGCUCAGAAGGCAACAUUUAUGACUUCCAUUAGAAAUAUGUCUUCAAGACACAGGCCAGGUUUUGUGGUAAUAAUGAUCAGUCACAAUAUUGGAUGGGAACAGAUUUUUGCCCCGUGGCAAGACUCUAAGUUAAAUUACUAUCUAUAGCUUAUUUGUUUCAGUGAUACAAAAUUGAGAUUACAGAGGUAGUGACUCCAUGCAAAUGAGUCCAUCAAACUAUGACUCUGGACAAUCAAGAGUCAGGUAAACUAGACUAUAUAUAAAGCCCUCCAGUGACAAGCAGUUUUGUUCUAAAAGUAUAUCUAAUGAAAAAAGUAUCUCUAACUCUUAUUUGGGAAGAUACUUUCUGUUCGUCUUUAGACUAUUGUUAAAGUCUGUUGAAAUAAUCUGCCCAAAUUGUAUUUACCGCUGAUACUAAAAAGAAUAUAAACUCAAAGAUUUGUUUCAAAAGAGACAGAGUACCUGAAGCACACUGAAACUUUUUUCUCUUUUGUAUGGCCACUAGAUCAAAAAGAUACAUUAUGUCUGUAUAAAAAAAAAUAUAAUAUGGAUGUAAAAGUUAAGGCUAGAAGACAAACAAUUGGUGGGUACCAUCUCUAAAAUACAAUAAACAGCUGAAUUACAAUAUAUUCCAGAAGUUGUUUCCUCCUGUGAUAGCUGUGAUAGAUGGCUACAUUGUACUUCAACAUACACAUUUGAACACAAAGUACGUUCAGACCUCACUAAUUCAAACUAAGCUAAAAUCUGCCUGUACAUAAAAUGAUUUAAAAGCAAGAUUUACGUUGCUAACAAGAGUGGCAAUUAGUUUGUUUGCUUAUGUAUUCCUGUAUGGCUGAAGGAACUGGAUUGGACUGUGACACCUUCUUCCUAAAGGGACUAGAUUCAGAACCUGCUGAUGUUAAAAGGAUACUUACCCUUGGCUUUUGUGGCCUGAACCAGUUUCAUGGCAAUGACCUAGUAGAUGCUUGGGUUUAUUGGCAAGUCAUGAGUUGUUUGGUGGUCUGCUGAGAGGAGAUUUAAGGUCUAACUUCAGGUUUUUGCAGACAAGUAACUUUAUACCAGUUCUCACCUCCCUUUCCCAUGUAUUUAGUGAAAAGCUAAUUCUUUUUUGUAAUGCCAGUUUGAACAAAAAUGCUGCAAGGCACAUUGAAAGUGCCAGUCUGGAAGCUUUGUAUUAACAUAUCCUUUUUGUGCAGGAUAUUUGGUCUUCUGUCUGCAAUGUCACACAGACACUCAUAUCAAUUAAGAAGUAUACAAUUGUUCCUUUAGACAAAGUAUAAGUCAACAAUUUUAAUUUGCAGAAAUUAGCAUUGCAGUUGAAAGCUAAAAGUGCAAGCUUAUGAAGGUAUUAAGUGAAAAUAUUUCUGUUCUAUUUGUAGGUGAGGAAAGGUGCUAUUCGUUUUGGUGAGAUACAUGUAAAUGCCUCAGAAAUUGUGAAAAUUAAGGGUCUGAUUCAUUAAACAUUCAUACACUAUUUACGCAGAAUACACAUACAUUCAAUUCAGGGAAAAAAAUACCAUUCAUUUUAGCACUUCUUUAAAUCUCAAAAAGUUGCAAAGAUAUUGGACAGACAGCUAGCUGGGUUAAAUAUACUUUCAAGCACCAAUAACAGAAGAAACAGCUUAGUAAAAUCUAGCGAAUAUGUGAGUGCUUUUAAGAAAGAAUAGUGUUCAAUAUUAUUAUUUUCAUUCUUCUAAAAAUUUUGGUAGUGCUUGCUUCUGUUUUGCUGGGUUAUCAUCUUAUAUACUAUGAACUACCACAGUUAUGCUGAACUUUCUCAUUAUCUCAGCGCUGUUUUGGGGGAGAACCAUCAUGAAUCUACUCACAGCAUGGUACAGCAAUUAAUACCUACUUUUUACCUAAUUAUGUGCAAGAAAACCAAACACCUUCUACAAGUCCUCUAAUUUUAUAGGCGCAUCAGCAACAAAAUACGUCCAUUUCAGAGUUUUGGGAGAAAAUAUGGGUUGAGCAGUGAACUGUAUAAAGGAGAAUGAUUUAGUCCCAGUAAAUUACAGUUUCUCUCCCACCCCCCCAGCUUCAGAGAAGAAAUAAAUACAUUGCACCUCCUUCUGAACCUCAGUCCUGCCAGCACCCUAUGAGGUAAAACCAUUCCUCUGGUUUUGGGUAUACAAACAUACAGGGUGAAUUCCAAGACCUGUGAAGGCCCUAUGUGCCCAGAAUCAGAAAGUGAUGAGGAGUUUCAUAGAUGCUAAGCUUUCAUACAGUGAGGAAUAUCAGUUAUAAAUACUGGAUUGUGAAAGAUGAACUGAAAUUUUAGCUAAAGAGUAGUCAUCAGAUAUAUCACUCUGCUCUUGACAGCAAGUGGUAGAAAGGUAGAGAUAUUUGAAAAGAGAUGAAUAUAGAGACUGAACCAAAAUGACUGAGGCAAAAAUGCUAGGUGCUUAUUAUCUCUUUGCAAAAAACAGCAUGAUUAAGAAUAUAGAGUAGAAGACAACAGGCGUCAAGUGUUGACUUAAGUCUGUUGAACGUUGCUGUUGAACAAAUGAUGGACUUAGAGGAAAGAUGAUAAAAAAAAGGCUCUCAGGAAACAUGCAGGCAACUUACCUGUUCUAUGCAGGAUCAUAAAAUGCAAAGCAACAUGGCAUAGGAAAUAAGGGAAAAGCAAGGUUCCUCGAGCCAUAGACACACCUGACCACCAGUAACAAAAAUCAUGUUACUGCCUCAGAGGAAAUAAAAAAUUAUAUAAACACAACCCUCUGCAGAGCUACUACUCUUUCAUCUCUGGUCAGUUAUGUCAAAAAAUAAUAGGAAUGAAAGAACUGCUUUACCACCGCUCACCAAUGUGCAAUUUUUAAUCCCAUAAGGUAAAAUGAUGUAAAAGGCAACUGGAGCAAUAUAAAAUAUGAACUGUGUCAAGUGAAACGUUCCCUUAUACCUGUUUCAUUACUUUUCCUAAUAAUACUAGCAAGAAAAUAAAAAACAUCAGAAUAUUCUUGUUAUUGCUGAAUAUUAAGGAAGUUAAAAUCCAGAGAUGAAUGAAUAAAAUUAGAACCAUAUCUAUGCAAAAACUGCCUGGAAUUAAAAAAACUAUGUCUUCCAAAUAACAGGUCCUAAAGGGGCAAUUGCCUUGUAUAUGUAGCUCUUAUUUCUAAAAGUAAUAAUAAUAAUAAAUUGCCUUGAAUCAAUUCUAUACUGAGCAGCAAAGUAGCAAAAUGAGUAUAACUUGCCUUCAAAUCCCUGAAUAUCACUCUUACUUGCACUGAGCUGUAAUUUGUACGGCAAAUCAUUUCAUCAUUACAUUUCUGCUUUCAGGAGAAGACCCGGGUAUAUACCAUCUCUCUAAAUCCCCCUGGUUUCUUUUAUUUACUUCGCCCCCAGUCAGGACCACUGCAGGGUCAAGACUAAGAGAUGCCCCUGCCCUACAAUCAAGAAAUGUACUCUCAAACUUCAAGACAUACCAGAUGCAUCUGUUACACACUAUGGUCUCUAGUCUCUGUCAGUCAGUGCAAGAUUGCUCUUAAUCUCAUUUAUACUCAUGUAUACUUAUGCUCUUCAUUUCUCUGCUACGAUAUCACAGAGCCUAAUUAUCAUCUUGCUCUUAUUUGAUCAAUCAAGAAAAAAAAUGCCAAAAUUUUAAAAUUAGUAGAAAAGGGGAUAACAUCAAUAAUAUUUUUUCCUGUUUAACAUCGAGGUUAAGUUUCAAGUAGUUUCAGAGUAGACAUCUCUAUGUUUUUUUGACAUCGUACUCUCUAGUAGCUGGAGGGUUCUUCUUUGGUGCCCUUUCCAACUCCAGAGAAAGACUUCUCACUAGUAAUUCUCAGUACUUUUUCAAGAACGUAUCGAAGGUUCACCCUCCUACCUCUCGCCAUUGAACUGUGGUUCCAAUGUUGUCAGUUCUGUAUUUCCAUUAACUUCACAAAAGCAUCUUUUUAUAAGUAGUCAGACUACAAUCCUUUUAUUUCAGGAGCAUGAUUUGUGAACUGUUUCGACAGAGUUAGGGAAAGUCUUACAGUAUCUUCAAAUAGAUUUUUUUUUUAAUGAUGCUGUCCUUAUGAGAGGAAGUCCAACUUUACUUACUGCUGAAGUGAAUGGCAGCAAUUUCACUGACAUCGUGAUUCAAAAUUCACAUGAAUUUUAAUGGUCUUUUUUGCAUAUCAGCAUCCAGUGUGCUUAAAAAACAUUUGGCAGUGUGUAUGUAACUGUUCCUCCCAGGCGACUCUUGUUCCUCUUGAAGGUUCCCCACGCGCAGCCCUGUUCUCCAUUUGGAUUUAACACAAAGAAUUUGGGCCUGGCAUGUAGGGGCUUUUCUUAAAUGCUUUCUUGUCAUUCCCUUUCCUCAAAUGCCUAAGCAACAUUUUUACUUGAUACUUUCAGGUCUGGAUGUCCGCAAGUAUUAAUAUUCAGAUACAUAAAAAGCUACAGAUACCACAUACAGCCAAGUUUGGGGCAGCCAUCAGGAUUUCAUUAACAAAGCCAGUGACCACUUUUAUAGAUGAACAUGCUGUAACUGAUACUGACAAUUUUGCCUAUAACAAAAUUGAAUAGAGGCACCUUUUGUUAAUUUCUCUAUAGAUGACUAUUUUUCUACUCACAGAGAGGAAUAUAAAGGGAAUUUUUAAAUAAUUAUUUUCCGAGAUGACAUAUCAAUUUUAACAAGGCUUUCUGGAUUUUUUUUGAGGUGAAUGCUUUUCUGAUAUUUGUGCAUAUAUAUAUAUUGAAGUGUUUGCAUGUAUUAUCACCUUUUUGAUCACAAUUUGCAUAAGCGUUGCUGAGUAAUGUCAACAUAAUUUGCAUAUUGUUGUUUUGCAGUUCAAUUUUUUUUCAUCAUCUACCUCUUAAUUGAAGUUUGGAGAAUUGCACUACCCUGGAAGAAAACGGUUGACAAAAGCAUAAUGAUAAAAGCUGUACAGACUAUUAAAAAGUCUCCCAACUAUUUGAAGCUACUUAGAGUUCUAUUUUUAAGGCAGUGCAUAUUUAUGACCAAAUUCUUGUGUCAAUUGCCAUAGCUUUAUUAAAUAUAAAAAUUUAACUCACAUUGGUGUAGUUUUUACAUCACUGUACUGGUAUAAAAACUCAGCAUGUCAUUUAGAUAUCCAAAGUCUACUGCCCUUUUUUUGAGAUGCUAGCCUUCCAUUUUUUUUUUUUCUUUCCAUUUCUGAGUUAGUCAGAGUAAUUCCAUGGAAACAUUACAUAAUUAAUACAGCCAAACAGUUUUAAAAAAUAUUACAGGAUACUUUGCAUUUUGCAUCCCUGAAAAAAAAAAAAGUUUCUUUGGUUUAGCUUAAAUAGAGAAUUUUAUCUUGCCCCUGCUUUUGUGGGGCAAUUGAGGGAGAUGGACACAAAACGUUGGACUGGGGCCAAGGAAUAAUGAUUGUUGUGCAUAUGCUCUUUACAAAAACAGAGAUGAUUGUUUCUUCAAAGAUAUUCUUUUUAGUCUGCAAACCAUUCUUGCCUUCUAGGACCUAGUACAAAGUCCACUGAAGCCAACUGAAAAAAAAAAACUUCCAAUGUCAAAAAGCUUCAUCAGACAUUGGAGGUGAUGUGGCUUCAGUGGAGGCUUCAGCCUUAUUUUCUCCAUAUCAAAUCUCAGGAGUAUCAGAUAUAACACAGCAAAUGCAGAAUUUGUGGCAAAUGGCAAUUUAGCUCUGCCUGCAUAAUAUUCCUAAUGAAUCAGUCCCUGAAAUAAUGCACAAUAUGUAUUAUUUUAAUAGCUUAUGUAAAUAAUAAAAAAACAAACAUAAACUCUGAAUGUAGAUUAUAAAAUAUAGAGGAUAUAUUUAAAUAAAUAUCCGAACAAAUCUGUUUAACACCAAAGGAAAUUAUCUAUUUCCUUUCAAGCUUUCCUUCAGCAGUGUAUAAUCUUCAUUUUUGUUAUUUCCAAGAAAAUGUUUUAUGUCUUUUGGAAUGUAUAUAUAGAUCUAUAUAUAAGGGAAUAUAUAUGCAUAUGUGUGUAUGUGUGUAUAUAUGUAUUCCCCUAUAUAUAAAACUCUAAUUUAUAUAUAUUAUAUAUAUUUAUGUAUAUAUAAAAUAUAUAUAAUGUCUUAGAGUAAGUUGCAUACUGUGCCUGAUAAAUGAAGCAUAUUUGUAAGCAGAUAAAUGACUUCGGCAAAUGACAGAAAAAUUUAAAGGUUUUCUACAAGAGUAUAUUUUAUUAUUUUUCAGUUUCUGCUGGUUUUAUUUAUAUUAGCAAUUCAUUCAGAAAACUGCAAUAUUACCUAACAUUGGUAUUUCAACCAUGACUCAGUUCAAAGUGGCAUAAGAUCACUGAGAAUUUUCAUUGUUGUUAGACUGUGAAACCUACAUUGUUGGUGGAGGGGUGUUGGUUGUUUUUGCUGUAGAAGUAUUAACGAGGUGAUCUCUGAACAGACUGCAACACAUAGACUGAGUUUUCAUCUAUUGUAGUAUGUACGACAAGAUCAUACGAGGCAUUGAGGGACAUGAUAUUCUUGUAAAAAGUAUGGAGAAUGAGGAUACUCAAGGCCCCGUAAACAAUAUUCCUGUUAAAUUCUUGCAGGAAACUCUCCAGAACACUAGGCUCUAAAACACUGACAAUUUUUCAUACCUUUUCCAGGUUCUGGAUUUUUUAUUUUGUCUGCAAGUAGGCAAGCCAGUGAAAAGUCUACUUUUGUCUCUGACUCUUCAAAAGUUCUACCUUAAAGUUGUUGAGAGAUUUUUUCAGAGUGGUACAUUAAGUACUUAACAUAAAUACCCUUCCUGAAGUGUGACAUAGGUGCAUUUUUCACUUGUAUUAGCCUACUUGGAAAGUUCGCCAUAUCUACUGUUCUGUUCUACCAACAGAACUUGGUAUUGCUAUGCAAUAAUUAAACAUGCAGUGGCCAUUGUUGCUGACUAACAAAUUUUUUUCUUCCUUUUUGUAUUUUGCAAUACAGUACGGUUUUUACUUGAAUAUAUUG
This is a messenger RNA of Chroicocephalus ridibundus (black-headed gull), 8757 nucleotides long. It is a transcript of the gene SLC16A7, whose product is annotated as solute carrier family 16 member 7. Gene Ontology annotation, biological process: monocarboxylic acid transport; transmembrane transport. Gene Ontology annotation, cellular component: plasma membrane. The transcript has 5 exons. Bases 429 to 1871 code for a protein of 480 amino acids. The record is from RefSeq and is a predicted model, not a curated record. Gene Ontology annotation, molecular function: monocarboxylic acid transmembrane transporter activity. NCBI's taxonomy places the organism in Eukaryota, Metazoa, Chordata, Aves, Charadriiformes, Laridae.